AUGACUGGAAAUGAUCAGAAUCCUGGGGCUGCCCAUGCCCCAAGAACAAAACCACGCCCCCCGCCGCCGCCGUUUUACCUCCCGCUCAAUACCACACUGUAUUUGUGUCUGAUUUCCAAUGGCCUUGCGGCAUUGUUCGCCCCGAUCCAGGAUUGCGAUGAGGUGUUUAACUUCUGGGAACCGGCACACUAUCUCCAACAUGGAUAUGGGCUGCAGACAUGGGAAUACUCACCCGUGUAUUCGAUCCGAAGCUGGCUUUACGUCUCGCUACAUGCGGCCGUGGGUAAGCUAGGGUCACUGGCUGUCAACAGCAAGACAGCCGAGUUCUAUGUCAUUCGAUUUUUCCUCGCCUUUGUGUGCGCCGCCUGCCAGACCAGGUUGUACGCGGCCAUCUGCCGAACGCUCAGCCCCCGCAUCGGUCUGUUGUUUUUGAUGAUUGUGGCAUUCAGCCCGGGCAUGUUCCAUGCUUCGACCGCCUUUCUACCCUCGACCUUCACCAUGUAUAUGAAUAUGUUGGGUCUCGCUGCUUUCUUGGACUCGAGGGGCGGGCAAAAGACUGCCCAGGGAAUCAUGUGGUUCGGGCUGGGUGCCAUCGUCGGGUGGCCAUUUGCCGGUGCUCUCAUUGUUCCCCUUUUGGCUGAAGAGCUCAUCCUUGGCUUCCUCUCUGGAUCCAUGAGCUCGGUUCUGUGUUACAUCUUUGAUGGGGUGGCGAGAUGUCUAGUUAUCUUGGGGCUCGAAGUGGCCGUGGAUUACGCUUGCUUCCAAAAAAUUGUCCUCGUUCCUUGGAACAUUGUUGCAUACAACAUAUUCGGCGAGCAGGGCAAAGGACCCGAGAUCUUUGGAACCGAGCCGUGGACUUUCUACGUGCGAAACCUGCUGUUGAACUUCAACGUCUGGUUUGUCUUUGCCAUAAUAUCCGCGCCACUCUUGCUCCUCCAGGGGCUCUUCCGAUCGCAAACCACGUCGAUUCAGACACUGCUACGCUCCAUCACCCUGGUCACGCCUUUCUACCUAUGGUUUGGCAUCUUCACAGCCCAACCGCACAAAGAGGAACGGUUCAUGUACCCAGCAUAUCCCUUCCUUGCACUGGAUGCGGCCCUCGCAUUCCACCUAGUUUUAUCGUAUAUCGGGUCGAGCAACCCCAAAGAGUUCAUUGGGCGUGUACCGACCAAACUGAAGCUCGUCGCCGUUAUGCCGAUCAUUCUGGUCGCCAUCAAUGUCGGCAUGCUGCGCACUCUCGGUAUGGUGACGGCGUACAACGCUCCACUGAAGGUCUUAGAGCCGCUGCAGACCGCAGAAGUUGCCCUAGCCGGGGAGUCAGUCUGCUUCGGCAAGGAGUGGUAUCGCUUCCCGUCAAGUUACUUCCUGCCACACGAGAUGCGGGCCAAGUUCAUUCGAAGUGAAUUCCGAGGACUGCUGCCGGGCGAGUUUCCCGAUGCGGCCAGCUAUCGUGCUCGUCUGGACGGCGCCUCGCAGAUUCCGUCGGGCAUGAACGAUGUCAACGUUGAGGAUCCCAACAAAUACGUGGAUCUUGCUCAAUGUUCGUUCCUCGUCGACUCGUACUUCCCCGGCCGCGAAGCCACCGAGCUGGAGCCUCACUAUGUCUUGGACGAGUCGCAGUGGGAACCUCUUAAAUGCGAGCGCUUUCUCGAUGCAUCACAGACAAGCCUUUUGGGCCGGCUGAUCUGGAUCCCUGAUUUGCCAUUCAUCCCUGAGCGCUUCCGACGAACCUGGGGCCAGUAUUGUCUGCUGCAACGCCACGCCGCUGUAUAA
This is a messenger RNA of Penicillium alfredii, 1773 nucleotides long. Its product is annotated as dolichyl-P-Man:Man(6)GlcNAc(2)-PP-dolichol alpha-1,2-mannosyltransferase. Gene Ontology annotation, molecular function: alpha-1,2-mannosyltransferase activity. The transcript is spliced from 4 exons. Lineage: Eukaryota; Fungi; Ascomycota; Eurotiomycetes; Eurotiales; Aspergillaceae. The record is from RefSeq and is a predicted model, not a curated record. Gene Ontology annotation, cellular component: endoplasmic reticulum membrane. The coding region runs from base 1 to 1773 and encodes 590 amino acids. Gene Ontology annotation, biological process: protein N-linked glycosylation.